AUGUCUUCUGGUGAUGACAGUGUCAUUCACUUCUUCAAGAAAAUUGACGAAGACACACUUCGAAACGGUGAUCUGAGAAUACCUCGUAGCUUUGUGAGUAAAUAUUGGGAAGAUAUAUCAAAUCCACUGCAUCUUCUUCUUCCCAAAAGUGGUGAAUGGGAAGUGAAGUGGAGAAAAGUUGGUGCUGACAUUUGGUUAAUUGAUAACUGGAAGAAAUUUGCAGAAUUUUACUCUUUGGAUGAAGAUAAUCUCUUGAUGUUCAAAUAUGUGGGUAUGUCUCGGUUUGAGGUGGUGAUAUUUCACCCAACUGGCUUGGAAAUUAUGUACCCUUUAAAGGAAGCAACUUUAGAUCAUGCAGAGAAUCGUAAUGGUAAUGGUAAUGGUAAUUCUUCACGCCACUUCAAGACGGCAAAAUCUUCUUUACCACGUUCUUGUUUUUCCAAGAAGGUGAAACCCAACCUUAGGAACCAACCUAAUAUCUCUGAACAUGUUGCAAAUAGAAGUGCUCGAUCUCGAAGCAUCAAAGAGGAGUUAGAUGAACAACAUGGAAAUGGUUUUCAUAGUACAAAAUUCCAAAAAAGAGGUACAAAAAGAAAAACCUCUUUCUGCACGAAGUCUUCAAACUCUAAGAAAAGGGGUUUUUCAACUAGAAGUGGCUCUGCUAUGGAGAGAGCUGAAUGUUUCCACUCUGUGAAUCCCUUCUUCAUUCGUGAAAUGCAGCGAUCAUAUAUUAAAAGAAAUAUUAUGUUGAUACCGAAUGGUUUCAUAACAGAAGAUGAAGAUGUGCAUGACUGUGUCACUCUUUGGACCGGAAACAAAGGCUGGGGUGUUGAUUUUUAUCGGAAUAAAUGCAACAACCAAAUAAAUCUUACUUCUGGAUGGCUGGAUUUUGUAAAGGAUAAUAACUUGGGACUAGGGGAUGUAUGUGUUUUUGAGAAAAUUAAGAAACCGGGAAUUUCAUUCCAAGUUUCAAUUUUUAGAGACAGAGAAGAAUCAAGUCCUCCAAAGUUUUCAGAUGAUACAAUUCCUAAACGCAACGAGAGGAACGAGAGGGUGUUGUUGAAUCAGUUCAGUGUGUGCAUGGAACCUAAGGAUUGGAAGUAUUUGAGUGUUGGAAGGAGUUUCUUCGAAAAUCAUGGUAUUAGUAAUUAUUCAGCGGAAGAAGAAAAAGAAGUGACAGUGACCCUGGAAGUUGGGAAGAUAUCAUGGAAAGUGAAGCUAGAUUCUCAUUGGAGAUUGACGAAGGGUUGGUGUGAUUUUAUUAGAGGAUGCAAAUUGGAGGUUGGAGAUCUUUGUCGAUUUGAGUUGAUUGAUGAGAAGAAUAUUGUGUUUAAAGUUACCAUUGAAACAUGCAUCGACUGAUGUUUGUGAUUGAUGAUGUUUGUUUCUCUCUCUCCAUGUUACUUUUGAAACCUAUCUUACUUAGGUGAAUGUAUGUGUUUUGUGUGGAAUUUGGAUUCAGAAUUUAGGAUUACUUUUGAAACCUAUCUAGGUGUCUAGGUUAAGGUAUGUGUCUUUUUAGAUUAAUGUAU
Messenger RNA from Vigna unguiculata (cowpea), 1532 nucleotides. RefSeq names its product B3 domain-containing transcription factor VRN1-like. NCBI's taxonomy places the organism in Eukaryota, Viridiplantae, Streptophyta, Magnoliopsida, Fabales, Fabaceae. The record is from RefSeq and is a predicted model, not a curated record. Gene Ontology annotation, molecular function: DNA binding.